Molecule: messenger RNA, 5733 nt
Organism: Lagopus muta (rock ptarmigan)
Lineage: Eukaryota; Metazoa; Chordata; Aves; Galliformes; Phasianidae
Gene: GAB3
Product: GRB2 associated binding protein 3
Exons: 10
Coding region: 1369-3048 (559 amino acids)
Source: RefSeq, a predicted model, not a curated record
UUUCAGAACUUGUUUUCUUAUCUUCUACAAGGUUUCUAAGAACCUAAACCUCCCAAGUUUCAAGGUCACUAUGCCUUUGACCCUCUGAACCCAUCUGUACCCAUUUGCUUUACAAAGAAUCUGCAUGUUUAUCAAACAGCAGUGACUCAUUCUGUUGCAGAUGUUUCCAUAUGUAAAGCACCAUAAAUAUCAUGGAUUGGGAUGUGGAGCAGGCAGUGCGAAGAUGUGUAGGUUAGCAGGCAACAUUUGAGUCUGGGUCUUUUUCUUUGUUAUUUCAGUGUGUGUCAUUUUUUCUGCACAGACCGCAGGCUCCUUUUUAUGAGAAACAGCAACAAAGGAAAAGCUCCCUGGUUCUAAAGGACGUCACUGUCAAUGCUUUAUGACGAAGCUUUCACUGUAUUUACAGUCCAGGAAAUUUUUAGGUUUGCAUUUUUAGUCAAUGAGUGUAUCUGCACCAUCUUGCAGAGAAGGUAUUUCCCCUUACACUUCACACCUGCGGCAUCUCCUCCGAGGAGAGCUUGUGCUGCCUUUCCUGAAAUAAGAUUCGUUUAGAGUCAUAGUGAAACUACCAUGAGCAGAUAGACAAGUGACUCAGUAAGUGAGUCACUGCUUAGCAGAUAGAAAUAGAGUGUUAGACGAUAGUCUGUCCCAAAAUCAUUGCAUUGUAGUCCAAACUGCAUUACCAACCUGUGCUGAGAGAUGCUGGGAGUCCAGCUCUCAAAGACAUGGCUUGGCACAGCCAAGAAGGGAUCAGCCUUUGGGAGCAUCGCCAGUGGCCAGAUAAUGGAGGAAAAACUGCUGCAGAAAAUGUCUCUUUCUGCUCUAGAGGUCACAUUAGUGCUGCACGCUGAUGGACGUGGAGGAACAAUCCCAAAGGAGGAGUAUUCCUCUCUGGAAUUGAAUAUAUAUUGAUUUUUCUUUCCCAGCCGUAAACUGUGAGUUUCAGCCCCUCACUGAUGAACAAGGUGGUAACUUCAGAACAGAGAAUAGGAGGAAACAGCAAGCAAGAGAGACAAAACCCAAGCUGAGCCCGUGGGUGAUGGGCAGGGAGCUCAGCUGUCCUCAGCAAAGGGGCACGCAGGCGGUCUCAUUAAGGAGAUUUAUUAUGCAGAGCUGAUGGGAUCCGCCGCCCAGCAGCCAGGACUGAAAUAGCAAAGCCGUCGCUCCAGCUGGGGAAAGGCUGGGUGCUUUAAGAAGUCUUCUUCAUCUCAGAUUUCCGCAAUUGAGCUAAUUGCCCAGCAGGGCAGGCAGACAGUCUUUGCUCCUGCAAAGUCUGGCAGGAGGAGCGCCCAGCGGCAUCCUGGGCUCCUGGAGCACGAGGAUUCUGUGGCCUGGCGGAAGCGCUGGUUCGUGCUGCGCAGAGGGCGCAUGAGUGGGAACCCAGACGUGCUGGAGUACUACAGGAACAGCCACGCCAAGAAGCCCAUCCGCAUCAUCGACCUCAAUGAGUGCGAGGUGCUCAAGCACUCGGGGCCCAACUUCAUCAAGAAGGAGUUCCAGAACAACUUCGUCUUCAUCGUGAGAACCACCUACCGCACCUUCUACCUGGUGGCCAAAACUGAGGAGGAGAUGCAAAUCUGGGUGCGCAACAUCAGCCAGAUCUGCAACUUCGGGCAUUUAGAAGAUGGCACAGGUUCAGUGGAAAGCCUGUCCCACACAACCUCGUCCCCCCAGCCUUCGCCAGCUGCCUCCACCCACACAUCCCGCAUCGCCGAUCCCUCCUUCUCGGUUGACCACACUGCCACCGAUGCUUCUGCUGCAGAGGAGACCCCUAGUGAGUCGGAGUCGGUCUUCCUCCCCGACUACCUCUUCCUCUCCAACUGCGAGUCGGGCAAGCUCAGCCACACCAGGUGUGACAGCUGGUCCAACUCAGACAGAUCGCUGGAGCAGACCUCAUCAGAUGAUGUUUUCAUCGACUCUCUGCAGUCCCAGCCCUCCUUGUACCUCGUGCAGCCAUCCGGCACCAUGCACCAGGAUGGGGCCCCGCUGGCAAACCCUGGUGUGGUGCCCAGGAGCACGGACAUGAGUGGGACAGCCAGCGACUUGUCCUCCUCUCCACUGCUGGGGACACCGCUGACACCAACCUUUCCAAUGGAGCAGAGCCAAAGCACGCUGCCCUAUGGCGUGAGCCAGCUGGACGUGCUCUCCAACACACCCCCACCACGGCCCCCCAAGCCCACCCACUUCUCGGACAGGCGAGGGGAUGAGGCAGGUGGUGGGGUGCUACAGAAUGGCCACGCGGGGACCUGCCGUGCUCCAGUGGCACUGGUGCCCAGGAGAAUCUCCCUGUCCAGCCUAGACAACAUGAGGAACUGGAAAGCAGACAUGGAAGGCAGUUCUUUAAGAAGUCGGGACAAGAGACUUAGCUUGAAUUUGCCCUGCCCCUUCUCCCCGCUCUACUCGACGGCUGUGGAUGGAGCAGAAGACAACUAUGUGCCCAUGCGCCCCAGCACCUCUCCCUCGGCACCCGGCUCCGACUGCUCCCCUGAUGGCUACAUCCCCAUGAGCCCCAGCUCGGCAACCUUCACCUUCCCUGUAGUCAACACUGAAAAAGUCACCAGCCCCUUACCUGAGCUGCCCUCCGACCUGGAGCCGCCCCCAGUGAACCGAGACCUCAAGCCUCGCAGGAAAUCACGGCCACCUCCUUUGGACUUGAGAAACCUCUCCACAAUCCGAGAGCAUGCUGCUGUGACCAGGAUGUGGACUGUGCCUUACAAUCGAAUGAGCUUUAUCUCACCAGAAAGAGACGGUAUUAAUUCAGCAAGAAUAUUUGCCAAUUCAGUUUCCGGAGAAGAGGAAGAAAGUUACAUUCAUAUGGAGCACAGACAGGCAACAUCUCCAUACAGUGGUGCUUUUCCAUGGACAAGGAAAUCUAACCUUGAUUACUUAGCAUUGGAUUUUAAUUCUGCUUCCCCAUCCCCUGUACAGAAGAAACCAUUUCUUUCUGAGGAGCAGAGAGUGGACUAUGUCCAGGUAGAUGAACAGAAGACUCAGGCUUUACAGAACACUAAGCAGGAAUGGACAGAUGAGAGGCAAUCAAAAGUUUAAAGGAAGAAGAUUUGGAUCUGGAGGAGGUGGUUUGUUUGCACUGGAACCAUGAUGUCAAUGAAGCAGCUAUCACAGAGUUCAAAGGCAGAGAGAGUGAAGAAGCUGCAAGAUGCUUGCAGUCUCUGGAGGAGUGGCAUUUUUACCAGAAAUCUUUGAUUUCAUUUGGAAAUAGUAUGUUAAAAGAGUGAGUGCUUCACUGAUUGAAGUAAUGCAUUACUCUUGUUACUGCCCUUACUGGUAGGCUACAUGGUACCAUUUCUGGCAUAACUUUGGGACAAGUCAGACACUUAAUGUUAACAAAUCCACUACAAGUUGCAUUAAUCUAGUUGGUCUUGUCUUUUCCCUCUGUUGUAUCAUUCCUAGUUGCUAAAGCUAUUUUUUUAUAUUCCUUACAAACACUGUGGGUGCUCAGGCUGCCUGUGGCAGCAAGCAUCUGACAGAUAUUGAUGACUAAUCAACUAAGGGCUAAAAUACUGAAACAGUAAAAAGAACUUUUAAAAUGUACAGCACUCAAGCAAAGAGAAUUUUGGAACAUAUUUUUCCCCUGUGUUUAAAAGAUGUGACUCUGAGCUGUCAGAAGCUCAAAACAAGACUAUGUACUGAUGGGUCUGGGACAUGUGGGCAUUGACCCUCUGGUUGAUGACCAUCGUGUUAAGUUUCUCUCUGCUGUGGCUUAUUCUUGUCACCUCUCGCUCUGAUUACUACUGAUGUUUUCUUCGUGUCUUGAGGAGUGUCCUCAGCACAGCACAGCUGCUCCUCUAGCAGGAGACUGCUGACACGCAGCUCUCAGCUGGCUGAAAAAUAGCAAGGGAAGCUGUGAGCCUGUUUCUGCAAGUCUUGGGAGACCUGGCAAAGGAUCAAGAAUGCUUUCAUUCAAACUGCAGAAGAAAUGCAAUUGGAAUUGCUGGUAGCAAUUGUCAAACUGAUUGUUUCAUCAGACUCACCCCCAAAAAUGGAAAAUUAAGAAAUGCAGCUCGGUCUGUGAGAGGCUGGCAGGCCUGCUAGGAAACAACAGCACGGCAUGAGGACCUCUGGGUUCAGGAAGCUUAUCUACCUUGGGUCUUGUUAGGGACACUAUCUCAGGAUCAUAUAUGUGUAUAGUUUGACAUAUUUAACUGAAAAAGCUUGGCUGCAGUCUAUUUUAAGAUGGCAUAUAGCCGCUGCAGAACUGGCAGUUUGCAGUGCAGUGACCCACACCGGAUUUGAUCUUUGCUCAUGCAGGUAAGUUCCACUGGCCAUAGAUGCCUGAUCCUGCCAGCAUGGAAGAUUUCUUUGACAAAGCCAAGUCACUGGCCCCCUCGUGUGCCUGUUGUACCGCAUUAUCGUCAGACCCACUCACAAUGCUGAGUGACCAAGCAGUGGCCAUGGAAACAUCAUUGCAGACAUCCCUCCUUACUGCUCUCCCUCCACCCCUGGGCUCACCAGGUGGGCUGAGUUGCAUGUCCUACAGGAAGGGGCUGCCUCAAAAGCAGAAAUGCUGCUUUCCUCCUACCUCAAGACAGCUGAAGUGCUAGCAAGUCUUGCUGUUUACUUAGAUCAAAUGCAGAGUUGGGUACCUGGGUAACACCCUGCAAGAGCAGUGAGAUUUGCCAGCACCUCUACUGACCCUGGGGCAAAGUGGGCAGCUGGUCUCAUAGGCAGAAAUUGUCCUGGGUUAGAGAUGCUUAGAAAAUUGGAUGUAUGCUCCAGGAUGUUCCCUCUUCUCCCCUCCCAAAGCACUAAAAUGAAAGAUGAUGUCCAGAAAAGUUUCAUAAAGAAUCCAGGCUUUUCAGCAUAAGAUCUGGAGUGAAAUUUAGUUUCUGAACCCUCUUUUUUUUUUGGUCCUAAACUAAACCCAAUGCAGGCAAGUGCUGCACAGCCAUGUCCCAAAUGGGGCUGUGGGAGAGGGGAACUGGACUGUGGGGAUCCGCACCUCCGGGGGAUGCAAGAAAGUGCAGCUCACAGGGCCAUGCUCACAAGGACUUUGGCCUUUCUGCUCACACAAAUUGCUGUCAUAAAGCGUACAAAUGAUAAAAUGCCACUGAGAGCUUGCAAGGUAUGCUGCAGUACUGAGUUAACACUCAGAUGAGGUGUGUGUUGUGGUAGGGGAUUGUCACACUGAGGAGCCAUGUGAAGUACAGAAGGCAUCUGUAAAGGACAAGAUCAAUUAUGCUAAGCUUCUGCAGAGCCCAAAUUGUGAAGCAAUGGCAUGCUAGCCUCUGAUUCAGACUGCAGUAGCGUGCAAAUCAGCUCAUGUUCUACUGGAGCAUUUCUUUUCAUGCUGUCAGAAAAUCUUCCAAAGUAGAAAAAUACCAAGCUGUUGAGGACAACUGACACGUUUGUUAUUGUGGUUUGUUGUAAAACUGUUUAAACUUGGACAAAACUUGGCUACUGGGUCAAUCAGAAAGAGCAAGUUCUUCUGGUUCAGGUUUCUUAAAAAGACAUAGAAGUUCAGCUUGGAUGUGGCUGUCCUUCAGUCAGUCCCCCCUUAAACUUCUGCAUGUCUCCUUUCUGCUCCCAGAGCUGUCUUGUCCCCAUCAGAUACAGCUUACUGGUUUCUAACUUUCACUUUUAAACUCAGAGUUAAGUUCGGGGUUAUGUUCAGGCUUGUCAUUUAAGGUCCGACUGCUCCGGAGCCCAUGAGAUGCAUUCUUGUGCAAGUACAAUAUACUAAACAGGAGCAAUUAAAAAAAAAUGGCAGAAGAA